Syzygium oleosum is the source of this 689-nucleotide messenger RNA. RefSeq lists its product as uncharacterized. NCBI's taxonomy places the organism in Eukaryota, Viridiplantae, Streptophyta, Magnoliopsida, Myrtales, Myrtaceae. The record is from RefSeq and is a predicted model, not a curated record. The coding region runs from base 1 to 642 and encodes 213 amino acids. The transcript has 2 exons.
AUGCCAACUUGCUUCAACUCACCUCUCGUCUUGUUAGCCGUGUGCAGAACCAGGGAGAGGGGGUCGAUACAUCAUCCGUCCAUGGCUCUCCGGCAUCGGCUGGCGACAGCGGCCUUCUUCGUGGCGUUUGCUCUGGCAAGCCUCGACGUCUCGGUCUGCCUUGUUGUGAAGGGAAAAGUGACCUGCCUUGACUGCAAGCAAGGCCAUGACUUAUCAGGGAUCAAAGUCAUGGUGAAGUGCGAUGGAGUGAAGAAAGCAUCCGUGGCCGCCACAGACGACGACGGCUCCUUUGACAGCGGGGCGGAGGCCUCUUCCAAUGGCGCCACGAACGAAAACGGCGGCUCGACCGCCGCUGCCCCGCUGAACUGCCUAGCCAAGGUUCUCGGAGGUCCCGAACAGCUAUACGCCUCGAGAGAUCACAUGGUCGCCAAGGUCGCGGAGGCGAAGGGCCGCGACGGCGCCGCCUCCUACGCCCUCUCCGCGCCGCUGGCCAUCUCCACGGCAUGCCCGCCGGGCAGGGAGUGCGGGGCCCGCAGCACGGUCGGGUCAUCGCUGACCGUCGAUCUCCCCCUCCCUAGAGAGUGGGGCCUAGCACCAUCCAGCUACUACAUCCCCUUCUACCCCAUCAUUGGCAUACCUUAAAUCAGGGCCAAUCCUACUAAAUCCCCCCGCAUAAUCCAUAGCAGCCC